Messenger RNA from Lutra lutra (Eurasian river otter), 1410 nucleotides. RefSeq names its product RNA polymerase I subunit H (gene POLR1H). Bases 147 to 557 code for a protein of 136 amino acids. The record is from RefSeq and is a predicted model, not a curated record. Gene Ontology annotation, biological process: termination of RNA polymerase I transcription; DNA-templated transcription. Gene Ontology annotation, cellular component: RNA polymerase I complex. NCBI's taxonomy places the organism in Eukaryota, Metazoa, Chordata, Mammalia, Carnivora, Mustelidae. The transcript is spliced from 4 exons. Gene Ontology annotation, molecular function: nucleic acid binding; zinc ion binding; DNA-directed RNA polymerase activity.
GGUGCGCUCGUCUGCUCUGGAGGACCGCACACGGCCUGCGGGUCUGGACACCGAGCACCGCGCGUGCAGGGAGGGGGGCUCGCGCUGCAGCCGCUCCCUCGGUCCGGCGGAGGGGCCGCUCUCCGUCCCUCCGCACCCCGUACGGCAUGGACGGCGCGCGCUCCGGCUCCAGGUUCCAGUCGGACCUGGACUUCUGUCCGGAUUGCGGCUCCGUCCUGCCGCUGCCCGGGGCGCAGGACACGGUCACCUGUGUUCGCUGCGGCUUCCGCGUCCCGGUGCGAGACUUCGAGGGGAAGGUCGUGAACACCUGCGUCGUGUUCAACAAGCCGGGGACGGCCGCGCCUGUGCCGGCGGAGGAAGGGCCCGAGUUCCAGGGACCCGUGGUUGACAGGCGCUGCUCUCGAUGUGGCCACGAAGGAAUGGCCUACCACACCCGACAGAUGCGCUCGGCCGACGAGGGGCAGACGGUCUUCUACACCUGUACCCACUGCAGGUGCACACCCUUCCCCGUGUCCCCGCCCUUUGUGAGCUGCUGGUUCACUGAGCGUCUCCACUGAUUUCCUCCGCGUACCGAAGAAACGGGUUCCAGGAGAAGGAAGACUCUUGAUUUUUUUUCCAGGCAACGCAACAAUUCUCCCUCGGAUGGUGAGGGAUAUUGGGUUCUUAAGAUCCUUUGUCCAUCCUAGUUGCAAUGUUUUGCUCCCAUAGAAGGAAGUUAUCAUGUGGGGAUUACCAUUGUCCCUAGACUACACCUACUCUAGUUGAGUUUCUUAUCAAAGUUCUAUUUUUCUAUAUAUGCCAGACAUAUGUAUAUUAUUUAUAAUCUGUCUUGUUCCAAAAGGAACUUAAAUGAAUUUACAGAGAUAUAUUUGUUCUUUCAAUAAGUAUAUCAGCUACAAAAAAUAUAUAUAAAUUAGUAUAUGAGAAGGAAAAAGAAAAAGAAGUAUAAAAAAAUGGAGGCAGGAAUGAGACUAAUAGAAAAAGUAAUUUUAAGUAUUCCACCACUAAAUCUAUUUGGUUCCUGAGUUUAGAGAAACAAAAUGUAGGAAUCUGGAUAGUGGGAGAUUGAACAAAUAAUUUAACCAGAUCUCUUUGAUGUGAGCUUAGACAACAAAAAAUCUGAUACUAAGGGAUACCAGUAUGUGCUUACUACAGUUGGACAUUUUGGAAAAAAAAAUUUUUUAUUGCUGUUGAGAUAAAUGUAAUAUAUAUUCAUUGUAAUAGAUUCAUAUGUAGAAAGAUGGGGGGGGAGAGUAAAAAAUACAAGGAAUCCCACUUCAGAGAGAUACUUGUUUUUUUUAAUGGGUUUUACUAUACAUGCUGAGGUGUAUCUUGCUUUUUAUCAGUUUGCCCAAAAACUUGAAAGGGAAACACUUUGUAAUCUGGGCACAAUAAACAUACUCAGAUGUA